Thermothelomyces thermophilus ATCC 42464 is the source of this 7565-nucleotide messenger RNA. RefSeq lists its product as uncharacterized. Gene Ontology annotation, molecular function: ATP binding; helicase activity; ATP hydrolysis activity. NCBI's taxonomy places the organism in Eukaryota, Fungi, Ascomycota, Sordariomycetes, Sordariales, Chaetomiaceae. The coding region runs from base 191 to 7432 and encodes 2413 amino acids. The transcript is spliced from 6 exons. The record is from RefSeq and is a predicted model, not a curated record.
UCAUACUUUUUGUUGAGAGGAAGACCUUGGGGUCCUCGGAGGACACAAACUAGCACAAUCUGCUAGUUAUUAUUACCUAAUUAGGUAAUUACUCUAUUCGAGAAUCUCGUUGCAGUCUCUUGCCAGCUUAGGCGCUCACUCCUCCUCCACAACGAUAAUAUCUUGUUACCAGCUGUCUGAUCCAACCAUCAUGUCUUCCUCCGUGGAUCCGUCGCGGCGAGCCGCCCGCCUCCACCACUUGUUCCGCGACACGAUCGCGGGCAAGCGUCCUGUGCGGACCCGACAGGAAGCGCAGUUGUUUCUCGAAGCGGUCCGCAGCCAGAAGUCGCCCAGCCAAUGCGUGGAGCAUCUCGUCCCCGCCAAGUCCGGCCUCGUUGCCGUCAGAGAGGCGGUCCGCUCCGACGUCUCCGCGCAGUUCGUCCUGGACCACACCCUGCCUUUCCUCCGAUACCUCUCGGAUCCCAGCGUCAAGGCCCUCGCGAACGGACAGCUUCUCGAACAGGUCCUCUUGGCCGUCGUCAGCCCCCCGACGUUUCUAAACGCGCUGGUCGCCUUGUACGAAGCACGCGGGAUUCCCGAUGGCAGCCUGUACCCGUUUGCUUGGCUCGCCCUCGAGGUCCUAUCACUCCGCCCCGAAACGCAGGUCGACGCCGGCGGUCUCGUCAAGUCCAUAUCAGACGGCCAGCACCUCGUCGGAUCCCAGGAUCACGCCACCCGCGAGCUCGGCUACCGCAUACAAAAGGUCGUCCAGCUCCGGGCCUCUCCGGUGGCCGGGGGCGACCAACAUGUUGGCGGGCCGGGGGGGCGGCACGAUAACGACUUUGCCGAUUUUCGCCGUAUCCGCAUCUAUCCCACGCCGGACGAAUUUUUAUCGACCCAGCUGCCGUAUUACCAGACUGCCCGAGAGGUCGAGGAAACCGAAGCCGCGAGCCGCCCACGGGCUCAUCUCGACAAUCAGUUCCGUCUCUUGAGGGAAGAUAUGCUGGCCGAGUUACGAGAAGAUAUCCAGAUCGCCAUCGGAAAGAAGAAGGGCAAACGAAGCGCUCCGGUUCUGAGAAAACUCCAUCCGGUGGGCAUCGACACUGCCGACGGUAAGGGAAAAUAUAAGCGGAGCGCCCUGCUUGUCGAAUGCGGUUCCGGGCUCGAGAUUCUCCAGAGCCUGAAGGAUGCCGCGUCCCGGAGGAAGUACUUGCAGGAUCAGGCCAACCUACUCCGGCACCAAGCAUUUGGCGUCGUUUGCCGCGGACAGGACAUUCUGGGGUUCGCCUUUGUCGACCGGGACGUCGACAAGCUGAGCCAGGAGGUUCCCGUCGUGAGCCUGCAGUUUACCGACGACGACGGCCUCGGGCGCGCGCUCCUCGCCUUUUCCCUCCCCGACCCGGACCUGGUCUCGUUCGUCCUGGUAGACACGCCCGUGUUUGCGUACGAACCAGUCCUCCUCGGGCUGCAACACAUGACGGACGCCCCCCUGCUAGACCUCGUCAUCAAUCCGGCCAAGAUCGCCGAGUCUGGAUUCAAGGUGCCUGACAAGCUACGACCCCUAGCUUCCAAGCUUGAAACCAUAGUGAAAAAAGGCCAGGAAGGUGGGGGACUGGGAUCCCCAGAUGUUGUUGAUUAUAUAAUAACGGACAGGGGAACUCAAAAGGUGCAGUUUGACACCUCUCAGCUAGCUGCCCUGUCCCUUGCCCUGAACAGUCCCGUGAGCCUCAUCUUGGGGCCUCCAGGAACCGGUAAAUCCUUCAUCGGCGCUCAAAUUGUUCGCUGCAUGUACGAGGCCGGCCUCCGAAUCCUGGUCCUGAGCUACACAAACCAUGCUACCGACCAGUUCGCCGAGGAUUGUCUGGACGCCGGGAUUCCCGAGUCGUCCAUGGUCCGCAUCGGGUCCAAGACCAGAUGCAGCCCGCGGACCGCCCCCCUGGUCCUCUCGCCACAGCAGAGCCACUACCGCCGUCGGAAUCUGGCGCCGAACGUCAUCAACGCCCUGAGACGGGAGGCAGACCUGCUCAGCUCCCAGCUCCAGGACGCGUUCGGAGCGUUUAUCGGCUUCGAGCCCAAGUGGGACGACAUCGAGGAGUACCUAGAGUUUGCCGAGGGGGGCUUCCGCUUUCUCGACGCCUUGAGGGUACCGACCGACGGAGACGACGAGGGCUGGACCCGGACGGGCAAAGGAGGGAGGACGAUCGGGCCGGAUUACCUGUAUCACCAGUGGAUCAAGGGCCGCGGUCCCGGCCAUCUUGAGAACCGGAUCCCGGCGGGAGACGCGAGAACGGUAUGGGAAAUGGGCCGCGCUGUCCGGGAGGAACACCACGCCAGGUGGCUGCGGGCCCUGACCGAAGAGCGGCUCGAGGCGGUCAAGGGGCUCGGCCGGCUGUACGAGGAGGUGCGGAGGAAGAUGGAACUCUACCGGGGCGAAGCCGACGCCCAGGUGGUCCGGCAGAAGAAGGUGGUCUGCUGCACCACGACCGGGGCGGCCAAGCACGACCGGUUGAUCCGGGCGGCCAGCCCGGACGUGAUCCUGGUGGAGGAGGCGGGCGAGAUCCUCGAGAGCCACGUGCUGACGGCGCUGGCGAGCAGCCCGACGGUCAAGCAGCUCGUCCUCAUCGGCGACCACAAGCAGCUGAGGCCCAAGAUCAACAGCUACGGCCUCUCGGUCGAGAAAGGCGACGGCUUCGACCUGAACCGCUCCCUCUUCGAGCGUCUGAUCCGGCAGGGGGCGGCGCACGCGACCCUGCGCAAGCAGCACCGGAUGGCGCCCGAGAUCUCCGUCUUCGCGCGCGAGCUCACGUAUCCGGAGCUGCUCGACGGGCCCGGGACGGCCGGCCGACCGGGCAUCCUCGGCCUGCGGGACCGGGUCGCGUUUGUGAACCACGACAGGUCGGAGGAGGCGGACGACGCGCAGCUGCGGGACCGUUGGGACCCGAGCGGGACGGCGAGCAAGAGGAACCGGUUCGAGGCCGACAUGGUCGUGCGCUGCGUCAGGUACCUCGGCCAGCAGGGGUACGGCCCGGACCGCAUCGUCGUCCUCACCCCUUACAUAGGCCAGGUACGGCUCCUGAGGGAGCACCUGGCCAGGAACAAGCACGAUCCCGCCCUGAGCGAGUUCGACAAGGCCGAGCUGAUCCGCGCCGGUCUCCUGAGCGAGGCCGCGGCCAAGCUCGACAGGAAGCCUCUCCGUGUCUCUACCAUAGGUCUGUCCUAUUAUUUCUCUUGUCUUUUAUUACCUACCUACCUACCUACCUACUUACCUACCUACCUACUUACCUACCUACCUACCUGCUUACCUACCUACCUACCUACUUACCUACCUACCUACCUACUUACCUACCUACCUACCUAUACAGACAACUUCCAGGGCGAGGAGGGCGACAUCGUCAUCGCCUCGCUCACGCGGAGCAACAGCAAGGGCGACAUCGGCUUCAUGGCGGCCCCGGAGCGGCUCAACGUGCUCAUGACGCGCGCCCGCGUCGGCGUCAUCCUGAUCGGCAACAUGGACACCUUCAUGCGGAACAGGAGAGGAGGCUGGGCCACCUGGCACCGCUUCUUCGACCUGCUCAAGGCCCGCGGUCACCUGUACGACGGCCUGCCCGUCCGGUGCGAGAGGCAUCCCGACCGGACCGCCCUGCUCAGGGAGCCCCUCGACUUUGACAAGUCGGCCCCCGACGGCGGCUGCACCGAGCCAUGCAACGCCCUCCUCAAGUGCGGCGCCCACAAGUGCCGGUCACGGUGCCACCGCGUGACCGACCACAGCCGGGCCGAGUGCAACCAGGUGGUGACCAAGGUGUGCGAGAGGCAGCACAAGACCAAUGUCCGGUGCGGCAAGCGGCACGAGACGUGUGGCAGAUGCGUCGAGGAGGACAAGGAGAUGGAGCGCCGGGCCAGGCAGGACCUCAAGCUCGAGAAGGAGCGGGCCAGGCGCGAGGCCGAGUACACGCGCCAGCUGCGCGAGAUCCGCGACGAGGUCGAGCACCAGCGCCGCAUCAACAAGUAUCACGCCGAGGAGGAACGGCGCCGGGAGACGCUGGAGCAGCACCGGUCCGAGCUUCGGGCGCUCAAGGACGCCGAGCAGAGGCUCCGUCACCAGAACAAGCUCAAGGCCGAGGCCGAGGCGGCCGCCGCCGCUGCUCGGGCACGGAAUAAGGCGUCGUCGUCAUCGUCAUCGUCGUCCAAGCAGACAGACGGGCAGGUCGAUGGUUCCUCUCCUCCUCCAGAACCCGACUGGUCGAGCGGCCCCGAGGCGGAGUGGAAGUUGAUGAAACAGUCCGAGGGGGCGCAGAGCAAGCCGCUGGACGAGCUGAUGGAGAUGAUCGGGCUCGAGGACGUCAAGCACGAGUUCCUCAACCUCAAGUCCAAGGUCGACACGGCCCUGCGACAGGGCAUCUCCUUGGCCUCCGAGAGGUUCAGCUGCUCCAUGCUGGGCAACCCCGGGACGGGAAAAACAACCGUGGCCCGCCUGUACGCCCAAUUCCUCACCGAGCUGUGCGUCAUCCCGGGCUCCUGCUUCAGAGAGAAGACGGGCGCCGGCCUGGCGAACCUCGGCGUCUCGGGUUGCAAGGGCCUGAUCGACGAGAUGCUCGACGAGGGCGGCGGGGUGCUCUUCAUCGACGAGGCCUACCAGCUCACCUCGGGCAGCAGCAGCUACGGCGGCGGGGCCGUGCUCGACUACCUGCUCGCCGAGGUGGAGAACCUCAGGGGCAAGAUUGUGUUCGUGCUCGCCGGCUACAGGAAGCAGAUGGAGGGCUUCUUUGCCCACAACCCGGGGCUGCCCAGCCGGUUCCCCAUCGAGAUGAGCUUUGCCGACUACUCGGACGAGGAGCUCCUCAAGAUCCUGGUGCUCAGGAUCAACAAGAAGUACAACGGCUCCAUGACGUGCGAGGACGGGCCGGCCGGCCUCUACUGCCGCAUCGUCGCGAGGCGGGUCGGCCGCGGGCGCGGAAAGGAGGGCUUCGGCAACGCGCGGGCGAUCGAGAACGUGCUCGACAGGAUCUCGCGCCGGCAGGCGGACCGGCUGCGGAGGGAGCGGAGGGAGGGCGUCGAGCCGAGCGACUUUGUCUUCACCAAGGAGGACCUCAUCGGCCCGGAGCCGGGCGAGGCGCUCGCCAAGUGCGAGGCCUGGAAGAAGCUCCAGGGCCUGGUCGGGCUGGCGGCCGUCAAGCAGGCGGUCAAGUCCCUCGUCGACAGCAUCCGGCAGAACUACCUCCGCGAGCUUGCAGAGCAGCCGCCCAUCCAGUACUCGCUCAACAAGGUCUUCCUCGGCAAUCCCGGCACCGGCAAGACGACGGUUGCCAAGCUGUACGGCGAGAUCUUGGUCGCUCUCGGACUGCUCUCCAAGGGCGAGGUCGUCGUCAAGAACCCGUCCGACUUUGUCGGGGCCCAUCUGGGGCAGUCGGAACAGCAGACCAAAGGCAUCCUGGCGGCAUCGCUCGGCAAGGUGCUCGUCAUCGACGAGGCCUACGGCCUCUACGGCGGCGGCGGGGGAGCACAAGGCGGCGGGGGGACGGCUCCGGACCCGUACAAGACGGCCGUCAUCGACACCAUCGUGGCCGAGGUCCAGAGCGUGCCCGGAGACGACCGCUGCGUCCUGCUGCUGGGGUACAAGAGCCAGAUGGAGGAGAUGUUCCACAACGUCAACCCGGGCCUGAGCCGGCGGUUCCCUAUCGCGUCGGCCUUCUACUUUGACGACUUCACCGACGAGGAGCUACGCACCAUCCUCGACAGCAAGAUCAAGCAGCAGGGGUACGAGGUCGGCAGCCGGGCCGCCGGCGUCGCCAUGGAGAUGCUGAAGCGGGCGCGGAACCGGCCCAACUUUGGCAACGCGGGCGAGAUCGACAUCCUGCUCGACGCCGCAAAGGCCCGCCACCAGGCGCGCUUCUCCCGGGGGCGGGCCGAGUUGGCGAACCUCCUGGAGGCGCGCGAUUUCGACGAGGAUUUCGACCGGGCCGAGAGGGCCGAGACGGACGUGCGCAAGCUGUUCGAGGGCUCGCUCGGCUCCGACCAGGUCGUCUCGCUGCUGGAGGGAUACCAGGAGACGGUCCGGACGAUGCGGGCGCUAGAGCUGGACCCGAGGGAGAACAUACCGUUCAACUUCCUCUUCCGCGGCCCGCCGGGGACGGGCAAGACGACGACGGCCAGGAAGAUGGGCAAGGUCUUCUACGACAUGGGGUUCCUGGCCACGGCCGAGGUGGUCGAGUGCUCGGCCUCCGAACUGAUCGGCCAGUACGUCGGGCAGACGGGGCCCAAGGUGCGGCAGCUGCUGGACAGGGCGCUCGGCAAGGUCCUCUUCGUGGACGAGGCCUACCGCCUGGCCGAGGGCCACUUUGCCAAGGAGGCCACGGACGAGCUGGUCGACUUGAUCACCAAGGAGCGCUACUCCAAGAAGCUCGUCAUCAUCCUGGCCGGUUACGAGGCCGACAUCAACCGCCUCAUGUCCGUCAACACGGGCCUGAGCUCGCGCUUCCCCGACGUGGUCGACUUCCGGCCCCUGACCGCCGACGAGUGCGUGGACCUGCUGCUGCGGCUGCUGCGCAAGAAGCGCGACCUCGUCCGGUCCAAGAGCGGCAAGGACCUCCUCGACCUCUCCUGCUUGGAAGCGCCCGCCGCCGGGUUCAGGCAGCGCCUGGUCCAGACCUUCACGGGCCUCGCCGCGCAGGACAACUGGGCGAGCGCGCGAGACGUCCAGGCCGUGGCCACGGCGGUGUUCAACAAGGCCCUCCGCAACAAGGACGCCCUCGCCGCCGGCCGCCUCGCGCUCGCCGAGGGGACCGUCACCGAGGUGCUGGACCGCAUGCUCCAGGAGCGUGCCGCGCGCGCCGACUCCGCGAGGCCGAUCCCGACUACUCCUUCUCUCGACAAGCUGCGAGGCCUCCUCAAGCACCAGCAGCAGCAGCAGCAGCAAGCCAGCCCUCCGCAGCAAAACGCCGCCCCCCCUCCUCGGCCUCGGUUCUCAACGGCAACAACAACAUCAACAUUAACAACAUCAACAACAACGGCCGCAGCGACUUCUCCGAGCAAAGGGCACCCCACCGCACCAACCGAGACGGUGAUGAUCCGCAGCACCAAGCAGCCGGCUCCGACGACCGCCUCCGACGCGCGGCAGCAGCGCGACGCGGGCGUGAGCGACGAGGUGUGGGAGCAGCUGCAGCGGGACCGGCGGGCGCAGGAGGAGCGGGAGGCGGAGUACCGACGGCUGAAGCGGGACGCGGCGGCGGCGGCGGCGAAGGCGGAGGCGGCGACGGAGGCGGCGCGGGCGCGGAUCGUGGCCCGGCUGCUGGAGGAGGAGGCGCGGCGGCGGGAGGAGGCCAGGACGAGGGAGCGGCUGCGCCGGAUGGGCCGGUGCCCGGUCGGGUACGACUGGAUCAGGCAGGAGGGCGGGUGGAGGUGCGCGGGGGGGUCGCACUGGAUGAGCGACGGGGAUCUGGGGAUGGAAGACGGGUAAGAAUAUCUCUCUCGUCAUGUAUGUAUAUAUAUACGUGUAGCAGACACAGCGAGCCUGGUCGUGUGUCUCUAAAGUUUACUCGUUAGGUAAAUAUCUAUUAUAAAUGGGUGCGGCAAGUGAGAAUGAUUCGAAC